This is a messenger RNA of Diutina rugosa, 2640 nucleotides long. It is a transcript of the gene SEF1, whose product is annotated as Sef1p. Bases 1 to 2640 code for a protein of 879 amino acids. NCBI's taxonomy places the organism in Eukaryota, Fungi, Ascomycota, Pichiomycetes, Serinales, Debaryomycetaceae. Gene Ontology annotation, molecular function: zinc ion binding; transcription cis-regulatory region binding; DNA-binding transcription factor activity, RNA polymerase II-specific. The transcript has a single exon. The record is from RefSeq and is a predicted model, not a curated record. Gene Ontology annotation, cellular component: nucleus. Gene Ontology annotation, biological process: regulation of DNA-templated transcription; DNA-templated transcription.
AUGGACAAGACCAAAGUCAAAAUCCUCCCCAAGCCGCUGCCGCAGCCGUUGGGCGGUAUCCUGGGGGUGUCGUCGCCGGUGCCGUUAUUGCCUGCCCUGGGAAAACGCAAACUGAGCUCGGCGUUGCCGCCACCACUUACCCCGAUGUUGGCACUGCUGCCCCAACCACCAGCCAAACGCAGCCGAAAGCCACUGAAUCUGGCCCCCAUGGCUCAGCCACAACCGACGCUGCUAGAGGAUAAGCUGGGCAAAGCCUCGGGCCACCGACCCGUCACUCUGUGCACUUUUUGCCGCCAACACAAGAUCAAGUGCAACGCGCUGGAAACCAUGCCCAACCCGUGUCAGCGGUGCGAGAAGAUGGGUUUGAAGUGUGAGAUUGACCCCCAGUUUCGUCCCAAGAAGGGACUGCAGAUCCAGCUGCUCAAGACCGAUGUUGACGAGUUGAAGCUUAAGAUCGAAAUGCUCACCAAAAACGAAACGCUAUUAACGCAAGCGUUACAGCAACACAACGUCAACAUGCUGAUGCAGAUGCCGAUGUAUUCUCAGCCGCUGAUGUCGGCGUUGCUGCCACCGCAGGCGUCGCUACCUUAUGUGGAACUGCUGCCGGCGUUUAACGACCUGAUUGGCCAUAAUAACGGUCCCCAGCUCCACGGAGUGCUACAGGAGGGGCUGGAUAACCUGCCGGCAACCAGUGCCACCCUGGGAGCACCGCUGGACACCCCUCAGAGACAGCUGGCGCCGCAAUACCCCCAGCUCUCGGAGUAUGUCCUUGGCGAGGUAACUUUGACUUCCGAUAAAGCUAACGAGCUUCACGAACUGUUUAUGACCAAGAACCUCCCGUUUUUGCCGAUAUUAUCGCUGCGGCUGGCCAACGAGCUCUACCACAAGCUGCAGCUUCUCUUCUGGGUGGUGAUGCUUACAGCGUCAUUACUGGAGCCAGAGCCUACGCUAUACAUGCUGUUAGCGUCACUUAUCAAACAGCUAGCGAUUGAGACGUGCUGGAUCCGUACACCGAGACUGACACACGUGAUCCAGCUGCUCUUAAUCCUCUCAAUGUGGCCGCUACCAAACGAAAAAGUAUUGGACGACUGCAGUUACCGGUUCAUUGGACUUGCCAAGAACCUAGCGCUUCAGCUUGGUCUCCAUCGUGGCGGUCGUUUCAUCCAGGAGUUUACUCGUACUCAGGUCUCAUUGGGCCCUGAUGCCGACACCUGGCGGACACGGCUGUGGUUGGCGAUCUUCUUUGCCGACCAGUUCUGGCUGCUGGUGCUUGGGCUUCCACCCAGCAUCAAUACCACCGACUACCUUUUGGAGAACGCUAGAGUCGACAAACACCUCCCCAAGGACUUCCGGUGUCUCAUCUCGUUGCUGAUCUUCCAGCUGAAGUUGAUCAACGUGAUGGGGGUGCUGGUGACGAGAGCAGACGGGUUGCUUGAGCCGCUGAAUCGAGCAGCGCUGCUUGCGAUUUUAGACCGAGAACUUGACCGGUUAAAGUUUAAAUUGAACAUCACCGAGGGGCUGGCGAUCGAGAUCUACCACUUAUACAUCAAACUCAUGAUUGCUUGCUUUGCCUUCUUGCCCGGUACUCCUAUCGAGGACCAGGUGCGCUACGUGUCGCUGGCGUACCUACUGGCGACCCGUAUCGUCACGUUAACGCUGAAGAUGAUCCUGACCCAGAUCCUGUUGAUUGAACUUCCCAUUUACGUGCGCCAAGCGCUUGAGUACCUGGUGCUCAUGUUAUUUAAGCUCCACUUGCUGCGGUACUUGAUCGAUAAGUUCGUCGACCUGGCCCGCCAGCUGAUCGUCACCGUACACAGAUUACUCAGAAACACAUUAUCUUCGUGGAAGGACCUCAAAAACGAUAUCAGUCGUAACGCCAAGGUGUUGGAGAACUUGAAUAUCGUUCUCUACACCUAUCCUGAGAUCUUCUUGGCUGAUAGCGACGACGAUAACGAAUCGAUCAUCACUCGGAUGCGACUGCACCUCACAGCGCUGUUGUUCUACGACUUAGUGUGGUGCGUCCACGAAGCCAGGCGGCGUACGGUAUUGGAGAAGGAAGGUAAACCGGUGCCUAAAGCCAAAUGCGACCGCAAACUCGCGCCGUUGCCGUUCUACAAUCAGAUCACGAAGGACGACUUCAAGACGUUGAUGACCACCACCCCGAACGGCACCACCAUCACCACGUUGAUCCCCACCGACCAGGCAAUGACUCAGGCUCGAGUAAACGCUGAGGGUAACAACAAGCCGUUGGAGAUCAACGGGAUCCCCUUGGCCAUGCUUGAAGCCACGGGGCUGAUGCACGACGGCCACAAGGACGGCAACGGCACCCUCGCCACGCCUGUGCCGCAAAUGGCCUCGGCGGCAGCAGCUGCAGCCGCACCUACACCGCCACCGCCAAUUAAAUCGGAAACGGACUGGGACGGGAACCAGCAGCAACAGCCGUUUGACCCCGCUCCCCCGCAGGCGCCGCUGGUGCUUGGGCCUGACGUCCAGGGCCUCCCGCUGAUGGAGUACCCGGGGGUGGCCGACCAGAUGGACAAUUUUUUCCAGCAACAGCUGAACGGGUGGUUGGAGAACAUGAGCCAGGAGGACGACUUUUUGGGGUGGUUCGACUUGAACUUGCUUCCGGAAAAGCAGUAG